AAAAAAAUUAGAAAUAUGUCUACCAGCCGACUGAUUGCCUCAACCUGUUCAUCGACUCCAUCCUCCUGUCAGCAUGAUGUCGAAAGAGCUUCACCACCACCACCACAACAGCAGCAGCAACACAAACAACCGCAACACACCAUAAAUACUCAACAAUCAGACCAACGCGUAAAAUCAGACAGGCAGGUUAAAAAAUCGCACAGAAAUAUUUCCAGAAAAAAAAUCACCAUAGACACCGAAAAGGUUUUUGAUCAUUUUUUGCAUUCCGUUCAACAUCCGUCGCUGUUGCGAGUUAAAGGAGGAAGAUGUUGUCUCAGUAGCAGAGAUGCCAUCGAAGAUGAAGAACUCUACGUUGAAUUCACUGGCGCCAGGUGCGCCAACAAUUACGAUGACGAUGAUUCCAGCGAUGUCUACCAAAACUUCAAACCUUUGUGCCAGUUUGCCGGAAGACAAGAACAAUCCCAUCAACAGAAGGAUGAAAUCGAUUCAGUAGAGAAAACUAACAGAUUGAAGCACCACGAUUAUUACGAUAUCGACUAUCAUUCCAGUCAAGAUGGCAAAUGUAUGGAAAAGCGACAUUCUUCCAACGAUUUUAACAAUUUUUCCAUAUACGAAUCAGACUCACUUCUUCAAGUAUCAAGCAACUUAAAAUUUCCAUCAAAAUCAGGUAUACAGUGUAAGAAGGCAAACAACGAGUACAUCUCAAGACUUGAGAUGAAGAAAUUAUCUCCCCCGAGCCCACCGCUGGCCCUCGCUGAAGACGUUUCCGACGUCUCAUCAUCCAGCACUGAAGAUUACGAAUUCCCUGACACUGAAUUAAUCAACAGGAAGAAAAAAAGCUCUCUGAGAUUAGCUUUUGAACGUGUUCAGCAAAGUUUUAAAAGAUCAGUUAAUAAGAAAUCAAUUCCUCCUACCAACGCUGCUGCUAAUAUUCAGCCUAACACAGGACAGUUGAAUGAUAAAGAGUUAAACUCCUCUUCACAGAAAUUAAAAGAUCAAAAUAAAAAACUCACCAGGCAGGCUGAUUUGGGAAAAAGAAGCCGAUCGAGUUCAAAAUCAGAAUUAAGAAAACUAAAUGUGACUGAACCGCCUGAACCGUCAAAAUUAACGGACAAAAUUAAAUUCAAUAAAAAUUUCUUUGACGCCAUACUCAAGCAGAUCCGAGUGGGAAGGUCAAAAUCGCAGAAAAAGCAAAAAAACCGUUUUAGGUCUGCCGAUAACCUACCGACAAUAAUCAGGCCACUGAAGAAUGAAGACAAUGAACUACUCAAAAAAUACUUUUUACCGACCACCUUCCAUGACGUUAAAAAGAAGGGGUCCAGCAGGGGGCCCAGUGUCUCCUUGGAAAGAACUUGCAAACGACGACCCGCCAUGCCACUGCCCUUCGAUGAAGUAGACGGUCUCAGGACUCUGGACACUGUUGAGAGUCGCAACAGCAACAAACCCGUUGAAGAAAAAUCAAUCUCAUCAUCGUCAUCAAACAACGUGCCAUUUCAUCACAAAUCUGAAAAAGAGAAGGAUGAAAUCUUCAUGAAGAUAGCCGACCAGCUAGCUGCCAUCGCUGACAACAUUCAAUGCAUUGGUGAACUCAACCAAAUCGUUGAAGCACCUCGUACGUUGAACACUUACGAUCCAAGUCAUGUUUCCGUUUCAUCAAAGGCCUGUGCAAAUAGUGCUAACGAAGUAACAGAAAAACUGCUCAACAACACUUCCUCCUACAACGAAUUUGAGCAAAUUGUCUCGGCAAACCUAAACGAAAACAACUGCGGCUGGAACCAGAUAGCUCACGUGUUCAUGCUGACGAGAUCCGUCAUUAACUUGGCGGGCAUCGGGUCAACAGUUGCUGGGAGCAUCAAGGGUUACACCAUGAAGUACAUCGAGGAAAAGUAUUCCGGAUGGAUUGCGGAUCGUGGCGGAUGGGAAUCAGUUGUAGAGGAUGGAGAUGAACAAUCCCCUGAAAUCACUUCUGAGCUCGACUGAUGGCAAAUCUAUGUGUUGUUGUAUGUAUGUGUGUGUUGGCUUGUCUGUACCUAAGUAGUGUAUGUGUGUAUGUGUAUUUGUAUGUGUGCUAUUUUGUUUGUUCGUAUAUGCAUGUGUGUAUAUGUAUGGUAUAUGUGUAUAUAUGUAUCUUUGUAUUUACUGUUGAGUAUCGUAAAAUGUAUUUACCGUCAGUUGAAACAUUUUUUUCAUAUGCUUGUAUUAAUUACAUUACCAAAUUUUAAAUCGGUUCAGUGUUUUUAUAUUGAAAAAUUGACAAAUUUGUAUUCGCUAAUGUUAGGCCUAAUAUUACACACACACACACACACACACACACACACACACACACACACACACACACACACACACACACAUAUAUAUAUAUACAGAAUAGUAAUGUAAAUAACAUAAUAUAUGUUUGUAUUUUUAUUAGUAUUUAUCUAUAACAAUGAUUGUAUUAUGUUAAAUGUUCACCGAUUCUUAUGUUUUGUUUAACAAUGUGACUUGAUUCCAUGCUAAUAAAUUUUUGAAAUUUUGCUUAAUAAAAAUUCCAUUAUUGUCGUAAAAAUGUACGUUAAAUUAAGUCGUUAACAGUUUUUAAGUUAAUUUUAUGUAAUGUUGAAAUACAUUUAAUUAGAUGUUAUAGGAUUGAAAUGUUGUCUAAAUGUCAAUAAAUUCGUUCACUAACUAAAUAUUUUUUGUUUCAGCUAACGUUCAAAAAUAUCUCAACUAAUAAAUUGAAAUUAGAACAUUUUUUAAAAUUUUUCGAAAUGAUUCUAAAAAAAUUUGUCAGCCAUGUCACAACAGCGAAAUUAUGGAGAAAAGAUUCAUUGAACCAUUUUUGAACCAAAUUUAAAGUUUUUUUAAUUAUUUUGAAAAAUUGCUUGGGUUCAUUUGACGUAGAAAAAAUUGAAAACCGUC
This is a messenger RNA of Helobdella robusta, 2898 nucleotides long. RefSeq lists its product as hypothetical. Gene Ontology annotation, biological process: regulation of apoptotic process. NCBI's taxonomy places the organism in Eukaryota, Metazoa, Annelida, Clitellata, Rhynchobdellida, Glossiphoniidae. Bases 16 to 1980 code for a protein of 654 amino acids. The record is from RefSeq and is a predicted model, not a curated record. The transcript is spliced from 7 exons.